AAUUCAGUUGCACAAAAUAAUUUGCCACGUAUCAACUCAAAGGACGCAACCAUUUGACGCUUAACUUUUCAGAACGUUAAGUGAUUUGAAAGAUCGAAUGUUCAAAGUUUGGAGCCAUCAACUAGUAAAAGUUGCACAAAAUAAUUUGCCACGUAUCAACUUAACAGACGAAGUCAUUUGACGCUUAACUUAUCAGAACGUUAAGAAAUCUGAAAGAUCGAAUGUUCAAAGCUUCAACCGUCGACCAGUAAAAGAUAAAUCAAACGAAGUUACAAUUCCAAACAAGAACAAUAUGCUUACCAAAAACAAAUCACUGCCAUCUUAAACAAGAUGGAAUCAAGAGAAGAAAGAAAUCUGAUAUACAUUCGUCGAAUAUUUGGUGUGGUUCAAAAGAAACUUGCUCAGUUUUUAUCAAAAAUGGAACUUUCGUUACAAAUCAACCCAUGGAGAAUGGGAUGACACAAACAACAGUGGGAACACAUUUUACAAACUUGAAAUACGUGAAAGGCUUCCUCAAAGAGUAGCAAUGAGUUUUCGCAAUGGAGAUACCAGUAAAUGGGACUGUACAACAUUAUUUCAUGCAAUACUUUUUUCAAAUUCAAUUGGAAAGCAUCUUGAUGGAAAAACAAAGGAUGCUGUUGAUGCACUUCGUGUUGUAAGAAACAACGACGCACAUUCGUAUAAAAGCAAAUGCUCAGAUGAUGAUUUUGAUAAAAUGGUCAAUAUCAUUAGAAAUUCAUUUGAGCAAUUGCAGUUUUCUCUCAAGAAAAUCAUUCAAAUAUUGGCUGCUCGAAGCAGUUUUAUUUCAUUUCAAGUUCUUUCUUCUAAACCUAAUCAUUUUCUCGUUGAACGUACUGAAUUACGAGAUCAAAUUAUAAAAGAUCUUGAAAAAUUAAGGAAUGAUAACAAUAAUAAACUGACAUAUUUUACAUCACUGGAAAUCCUGGUAGUGGUAAAUCUCAACUUGCAAGACAGGUUUGUGAAAAAUAUCGUGUGAUUGGAAAAGUGGAACUUCGUUUGUAAUGAUUCUCGAUGGAAAGAAUGAGGAAUCUCUUUUAGAAACUUACUGUAAGCUUGGAUCCCAAUUAAACUGUGACAAGUAUAUGAUUGAAAAAAUUGAAGAUAAAAACUGUUCCAUCACAGACAAAGUGAAGAAUUUGCAAACAUUAAUAUUAACUCGAAUAACAUUCUUGCAAAAUUGGUGGAUUAUUGUAGACAACGUGGUACAGCUCAGCAAAAUUUCUCCGUUACUUCCCCAAGUGGGUGAUCCCAUGUGGAUAAAUGGACAAAUCAUAGUAACUAUCCAGAACACAGAUGCCGUACCUCAAGAUGAUGAGUUUAACAAACAUAUUUCUAUCAGAAGUGGAAUGAAUGAUAAAGAAUGUUGUCAGUUGUUGAAUUCUUACACUAAAGAUGAAAAUGCUGACGAUCAAUUGUUGAAAGAAGUUUCGCACGCAUUAGAUCGUCAACCGCUGGCUUUGGCUGCUGCUGGUUAUUACGUCAGUCGUGUAAAGAAAGUAAAUUGUUUAUUUACUUGGAGUCAAUAUUUAGUGAAAUUAUCUUGUGGAGAACAAGAAGACAUGGACGCAGAUUUUGUUGAGUUCAACACGGUAUAUUCCAAAAGUAUGUUACAAGCUACACUUUCAGCUGUUAGACGAAAUGCUAAAAUAUCUUCAAUCUUUGCCAAGGUUAUUAGCUUUUUCUCCAUGAUAUCGUUUGAUCCUAUACCACGUGAUAUCAUUGCUUCUUUUGUUCAAAAUAUUGAUCCCAGCGUUUCUUUCAAAGAUAUUUGUCUGCACUUACAGGACUGUUCUUUGUUCUUGAAUUCAGAAAAUAAUGACAUUAGUUUACACCGCAUUGUUUACAAAGCAAUUAUUGUUUAUCAAUCUGAACAUUCAAAUAAUGAAUAUAAAAUGGAAAGCAACGUUGAUCAAACAUCUAAAGCACUUUAUAUGUUUAAAGAAAGAGACGACGAAAUCAAAUUGAUGCCACAUCUUGCAAAAUUUUUUCAAAUAUUAAAGACCAAAAAAAUAAAAAUCGACUUGAAUACUUUACAAUAUCUGGGUAAUGUGCUUAAAAAAACUGGAAAGUACGACAAAGCUAUAGAGUUUUACGAAAAGUUUUAG
This is a messenger RNA of Xenia sp. Carnegie-2017, 2126 nucleotides long. RefSeq lists its product as uncharacterized. The record is from RefSeq and is a predicted model, not a curated record. Bases 1023 to 2126 code for a protein of 367 amino acids. The transcript is spliced from 5 exons. NCBI's taxonomy places the organism in Eukaryota, Metazoa, Cnidaria, Anthozoa, Malacalcyonacea, Xeniidae.